Messenger RNA from Durusdinium trenchii, 1730 nucleotides. The record is from the annotation of a GenBank genome assembly. NCBI's taxonomy places the organism in Eukaryota, Dinophyceae, Suessiales, Symbiodiniaceae.
UGUUGGACGCUCAUCUCCGCCUGUCCGCUCCUUGACAAAUUGUUGCAGUGUGGAUGACAUGGUUUUCUUUUUGAUCCUUUUUGUGUUUUACCGGUUUGCUGCUUGAAACCUGCAUCGCUUCGCACGCUUCGCACCAGUGGGGCUCAAGAUUGUGUCUAAAGAAGACCUACCUGGAGCCUCCAAGAACAGAUGGCAGCGUCCUACCAACCAAUGCCGCAGAACCUCAACGAACCCUCAGAGACGGAUGUUGAAGGUGGAAGCCACGGAGUUCGACAGUUCCGCGUUGAUACAAAACACCUGCUCUUGCAGCCGGAGGAAGAGUGCUCAACGGGCAGCAUGUUCACGAUGCCUAUUUGGGCCAAGGCUGUUGGCUCUUUACUCUUCCUAGUGGGGCUUGGUGCUGCCUUCGUCCUUAUUCGACAGGCUCCGAAGGGCUCAGCUCCGCAUGGAUUGCAAGCACCUGAAAGCAAUACCAUUGAGGCAGUGAUGCCUUCUGAGCAAAUGCUCAAGGCAAUGCAGCGCCUCCAGGACCAGGCUACAAAGAUGGCGCAAACUAGAUCCACGGAGGAAAAUGCUGCGAGCACUGCCACGGACGAGACCAGUCCGAAAGCCACCAAUGCUCCGCAUCCGCAUGCAACCGCAGAUGCGACGCAUGAGCCUGCGCAUGUGACGCAUGCACCUGCGCAUGUGACACAUGCGCCCGCUGUCGCUAAGCAUGCUGAGCAUUCUGAGCCUGCGAAGCACAAGCACAAUAGUACCAUUGGCACCAAUAGCACAAAUGGCACAAACACAUCGGACUCUGAAGAUUCCACUCCGUGCCACUCAGCGCUUCCGGGCGAACCUUGUUAUGAAGCUGUGCUUUGGCACAAGUGGGUGGGCGUCGUCGAGAAUCCGAGUUGGUACAAAACAAUCUCAAGGCAAUCCAAUCGGCAUGAUAUUCAGAAGUGGCUCUGGGAGUCCAAGCAGGGUCAAUGCCAGCGCCCUUGUGCUGGCUCCUAUCCAGUCCCGCAGCAGCCCAAAGGCAAAACACCCCAAAUCUAUUGCUUUUCGGUGUCCCGCGGUGGCGCUGAGAUGGACACCAUGUUUCUGCAACGCCAAGUGGGAGGAGGCAUUUUUGGCUGCGAUGGGUUUGAUGUGUUCAGCGACCAGGCAAUCGACAUUGACGGGUAUAAGACGAAGGUGAUCCCUUCCACCGUCUCUGGCGUUUCCGUCGAUGGCACGGCAGCGAACUCGCAAGUCUUUUUAAAGACUUGGAUGGCUAUUCUGACUGACGACAAAUGGUGGCACUAUGACUUCAUUGCUAAGGUGGAUCCUGAUGCCAUUCUUUAUGCUGAGCGUUUGCGCGGACAUCUUCAAUGGCAUGUGGGACAGGACGUCUUCUUCUUGAAUUGCGCCAAAUAUAUCCCAGCAACAAUGUACGGAGCGCUUGAGGUCUUCUCGAAAGCAGCACUUGGAGCAUACUUAUCUCAGCACGAGCGCUGUGAGCACUCUCUUCCCUUCUGGUCUUGGGGUGAAGACAGGUACAUGGCUGGCUGUUUGGAGAUGCUUGGAGUGCAAACUCUGCCAGACUAUAUGAACUUCCUUCACGAUGAACGUUGCUGGGGUGUUGAUUGUGGCAACAAGGCAGCGGUGGCAUUCCAUUCGUUCAAGCAGGUGAACCACUGGUAUCGCUGCUACGAGUCUUCCAAAUGAGGGCAGAGAAGCCGUGCGGUGAGGGGUUUGUUUCGUAC